GCCCAUCAGGAAUAACGGUCCCUCGUCAAGCUAUUUUCAAGGCUUAAUCACUGUUAUUUUCUUUGGAUCCACGACGCACCACUUUACCAUUUCUCUUUCACGUUCGGUCUUCUAACCAGCUGUUUGGAGGAUCACACUGACACUCUGAUACCGGAGCCUGUCUGUGUGCUGCUGAUUGAAGGAGCCGAGCCCAUGCGGACUGCAUGCCAUCUGACCUAGCCCACUCUUAUCAAUGAAGCAGGAGAUCAUGGCGGAGGGUCCCCGGUGUAAGAGGCGAAAACAAUCCAACCCACAGAGAAAGAACGCAGUGCUGAACUAUGAGAAUGCGGUGGAGACGCGCUCAGAGACAGACGAGGACGACAGGACUUUGGACUUUGAGGAGAAUGACCUGACCAAUGGGAAGAAGGCUGGCAGCCCUGUUGGGGCCGGUGUGCCCAACCCGGAGGCUUCACCCAGGGUGGGCCAUGCCCUGCUGUCCUAUAGGGGUGGUGCAGAGGAGGGCUCGGAAGGUAGAGACGGGAGGCAGAACCAACACCACGCCUGGCGCCUGGGAGAAAACCCACAUGGACAUUUCAAUGGGAAUGAUGAAAGGAAAGAUGAAUAUGAACCCUUGGGGCCAGAGGACACUUUUCCCUCUGUUGGAAACAGUACAGGCAAGGGUAUGGAUGGAGUGUUGGAGCUGGAUGACUACUUCACUAAGCGUAGCAAACUGGAGGAGAGUGACGGUCACUCGGCCAGUAUUGCGGAGUACCUUCAGCGUGGAGACACCGCCAUCAUUUAUCCAGAAGCGCCAGAGGAAGUGACACGACUUGGAACUCCUGAGGCCAUAGGGCAAGACGAAAACGAAAACGAACUGCCACCUGGGACUCCAGAUGCUUUCGCCCAACUGUUGACUUGCCCUUACUGCGACCGAGGCUACAAGCGGCAGACGUCUCUCAAGGAGCACAUCAAGUACAGACACGAGAAGAACGAGGAGAGUGUGCCCUGCCCCCUGUGCAGUGAGACCUUCUCCCACCGGACACAGCUUGAGAGACAUAUGACCACGCACAAGCCAGGGAGAGAUCAGCCCCAGCUGCUGAAUGAAGGGGCCGGCAACCGCAAGUUCAAAUGCAUUGAGUGUGGAAAAGCCUUCAAAUACAAACAUCAUUUGAAGGAGCAUCUCCGCAUUCACAGCGGUGAGAAGCCAUACGAGUGUUCCAACUGCAAGAAGCGCUUCUCCCAUUCUGGCUCCUACAGCUCCCACAUCAGCAGCAAGAAAUGCAUCGGCCUGAUCUCUGUCAAUGGACGUGUACGUAAUGGAGGGGGCAAUGGCAAGGCUGGCUCCUCCCCCAACUCCAACUCUUCCUCGCCAGGAAGCCCCACCCUGGCUCAGCUCCGCCACAAGUUGGAGAACGGACGUCCCAUGGGCCCCCAAGAUCAGCACGGUCACAUGGACAUAAAGGCAGAGCCCAUGGACUUCAAUGACUACCGGCUACUGAUGGCCUCCCAGUAUGGCGUCGCAGCGCCUGGGAGCUACAUGAACGGAGCCGGUCGAGGAAGCAGCCCCGUUGGGUUCCACGGUUCAUCCCAGAGCCCCCUGCAGCACCUUGGUGGGAUGGGGUUGGACCUGCCCUUGCUUGGCUACGGUUCCCUGGGGAACAACCUGAGUGAGGUGCAGAAGGUACUCCAGAUCGUGGACAACACAGUGUGUCGACAAAAGAUGGAUGGAAACCCAGAGGAGAUAUCCAAGCUCAGGGCCUACAUGAAAGAGCUGGGAGCCCAGAUGGAGGAGCAGAAGCUGGCCCUGGCCUCCCCACGUACCAGCUUCCAAGUGGUCAGCCACGGCAGCCCCACCAAGAGCAUCAUAGACUACACCCUGGAGAAGGUGAACGAGGCCAAGAGCCUGAUCGAUGACUCCAAGAGGCAUAUCAGCACGGACAUGAAGAAGGAUCGGCUCAACCACUCAACAGAUCCAGAGGACAAGCCACACCAUGAGAGCCACCAGGUACCAUUCCUGCCAUUCUCCUGUCAGUUCUGCAAGGAGACUUUCCCAGGGCCAAUACCACUGCACCAGCACGAACGGUACCUGUGUAAGAAGAACGAGGAAAUCAACCACCUCCAGCCCAGCGAGGGCGUUCCUCCCAGCCGCAGGGGGGUCUUCCCGUCAGAGCAACAGGCUGCUCUGAUCUCCUCUUUGUCCGAGAGGGGCGCCACCAGCCCUGUGAACCCCUUUAAGGACCAUGUGUCGGUGCUCAAGGCGUACUUUGCCAUGAACACUGAUCCCAACGCAGAGGAGCUGCUGAAGAUCUCCAUCGCAGUUGGUCUCCCGCAGGAGUUUGUCAAAGAGUGGUUCUCCCAGUGGAAGAAUCAGCAGCAGCAACACAACAGCAACGCCAACCAGAGGAAGCGGUCGCCACCACCAGAUAGAAGCAGUGCAGAGGAGCACAACCAACUCAGCUUGGCGAGGUCGCCAAUGUCCAUGGCGCAACACGUGGACCGCAUCAUGGCACUAUCUGAUUUACAUAGCGGUAACACCAACGGCGACCGUGAGGCUUCCCACAGACACUCAAAGACUAACCAGUUUACAGCCAAUAGGCAGACGGGAGACAAACCACUAGACCCCUUGGACCACCUUAGGAGCAGCACUCCAUCUCCUCUCAAUCUCUCCUCCACUUCUUCUAAAAACUCCCAGAGCAGCUCGUACACUCCAAACAGCCUGACGUCUGAAGGGGACAUCCACGGCGGGGACGCCCCUUUGGACCUUUCUUUGCCAAAACACAUGAUGAGCAAGAGCAUCUCACAGGGAGAAAAGAGGUCUAAACCAAACGGAUAUGUCUCAGACCGUAACAGUGACCACCACCAUUCCAGCCGGGAGCAGGGGACUGAGCCCAUGGACUUAGCCCACAUCAAGAAGGAGUUCUUAAGCUCGGAGAGAGACAACGGCGGGAACAGCGGCCACCAGAUGGAGAAGAGUGCCAGCCCCAUUUUCGGCAUCAACCCUUUUGGUGGUGGUCACAUGUACACAUCUCUGCCCCCACAUGGAGCGUUCCCCCCACCUAGUUUCAUGCAGGCCCAGGCCAGCAUCCCAGGCCUGAGGCCAUACCCUGGGCUUGAUCCAAUGAGCUUCCUGCCCCAUAUGGCAUAUACUUAUGCAACUGGGGCGGCUACAUUUGCUGAAAUGCAACACAGGUCGAGGAAAUACCAACGGAAACCAGGUUUUCAGGGGGAGCUACUGGACAGCACUGCAGACUAUCUGUCAGGCCUGGAGGACCUGACAGAAGAAUCGCUCCUCUCCCGGAAGAAGAUUAAGAAGACAGAAAGUGGUAUGUACGCGUGUGACUUGUGCGACAAAACAUUCCAGAAGACCAGUUCCCUCCUAAGACACAAAUAUGAGCACACAGGCAAGCGGCCACACCAGUGCACAAUCUGUAAGAAGGCCUUCAAACAUAAGCACCACCUCAUAGAGCACUCGCGCCUGCACUCGGGCGAAAAGCCCUACCAAUGCGACAAGUGUGGCAAGCGCUUUUCUCACUCGGGCUCCUACUCCCAGCACAUGAACCAUCGCUACUCCUACUGCAAGAGGGAGGCCGAGGAGAGGGAGGCGGCAGAGAGGGAGGCCCGGGAUAAGGGCCAGGGCCCACUGGAGCCCACAGAGCUACUAAUGAGGAGAGCCUACCUGCAGGGUCUGGGGCCACUGGGCUACUCGGACCCCGAUGACCAGCCGGAGGACAUGGGGGGCACCAUCAUGAGGAACGGCACAGAAGGAGGGAUGAGGGGAGGACGAGGAGAAAGGGAAGUGGACGAGACGUACGAGGAGGUGACAGACAGUCGGGAGAUGGGAGGUUUCAGGGAAGGAGAGGAGGAAGAGGACGAGGGUGACAGCAGGAUGGACGUGAGGGACGACGAGGGGAAAGAUGCAGAGCAUUCAAUGGAUGAGAGUUCAAGAGAAGGGAAAACAGACACCAAGUCGGACCAGGAGGAAGCAGAUUAAGUUAAUAAUGCAGUCAGUCGAAAAGAAGCUUUCAGCAGAUAAUUGUGAUGUUGGUUUGUUUCAUUUCCUUUUUCCUAUCUUCCAGCAAACAUGAAACUUGCUUCGUUUUCAGAAAGGCACUGCAGUGGCUCAGUCAAGCAAGCAAGCACUUGCCUCUAGCUUCUCAGAAGCACAUGAUGAUGGACUCAUGCAAUGUGGUGACUGCCAACAUCAGAACUGUGAUGAAAAGCUGGGUGGGAUUGUUUAAGAAUCCACAUUAUGCAAAAAAUGAAGUAAUAAUGAUUAUCAUUAUAAUAAAAAAAAAAAUGAAGCUGUUUUUAAUGUACAGUAUUAAAGGCCUAAAAGCUGUGUGGUGCUAUAAUGUUCUUAACCCUUGUGUUUCAUUGUGUUCAUACCCCACAACCAGGAAAUUGCACUCUGCCCCUUUAAUCACUACAAAAAUAAUUUUUGGAGAAAAAAAAGCCUAUGUAUUUAUACCGUGCUUGAAGACUCGGUAGCAGUCCGUCAGUGUUGUACUUUGUCUACCACUUUACUGUGAUGUCCUUGGUUCGACCCUCCUUUUUGCCCGGCAAACUAACCACACAAUUUUGGGCCUCACAAAUUUCUUUAUGUGAAGAAAACUUUAAACCUGUGUGAUUUUGAUAUGUUGUGAGUCUUAAAAUGGACCGGAAAGGAGUGAUGGAAUGAAGGAGAGAAUAGUGAAAUAUGGAGGGCUCCGUAUGACAGACAGAGCCUUUGUAUGUUUUAUUUUCUCAAGAGAAAGCCUUAUAUGCAAACCUUUUCACCUGUGCGUUUCUGCAAGUGCCAUCCUUGUACAGUGUAAAUCAGAGUUGACUUGUGUUAUCUUUGCAAUGGCUUCAGUAUUAAAUAAAUAUUUCACCUUGUUUUUUGAAGUACCUAUGUCAGUAUUAGCAUAGUGACAGCAGUUUGUUAGUUUACAUAUGUUUGUGCAAUUUUCUGUAUUUUUCAUGACCUUUUGUUAGUAUUACUUUGUUUUUGUUGAUUUUUUUUCCAAGCAUAAAUUACGUUUUGUUUUUAUUUUAAGAUUUCCAUUUUAUUUAUGUGACUCAUUUUAUAUUUCCUAAUUUUAUUUAUUUCAUACUGUAGUGUACAGUAUUAUAGUUCCUCAACAAAUAGAUAUAUUUUAGUAAAGGAUUCUGUCACUGUCUAUUGGAGCAAAUUAUAAAUAGAGCAUUCUAUGGUAUUUGAAAAAAAAAAAAAAACAUUAAUUGUUAAAAUUUUCAGUAUUGUACUUAUUGUUUUAUUUCCUUUCAACUACUGGAAAUUCUAAAUUUGGGGAACUUUUGAUACAAUAUUGUGAAAACACUGUAUUUUUUGACAAUAAAAAUCCACUAUUCAUCCAGGUAAAGAGGUGAUGAUAGAGGGACUGUUGAUGAUGAAAAAUUCCUGAAAUGUCUGACGUAAUGAAUUUUUAAUUUCUCUUGGAAAUUACCAUGCUCGAAUAAAUGUAGCCAAAUUAAAUUUUAAUAAAGCUGUGUUAUUCUU
Molecule: messenger RNA, 5476 nt
Organism: Esox lucius (northern pike)
Lineage: Eukaryota; Metazoa; Chordata; Actinopteri; Esociformes; Esocidae
Gene: zeb2a
Product: zinc finger E-box binding homeobox 2a
Exons: 10
Coding region: 233-3970 (1245 amino acids)
Biological process (GO): regulation of transcription by RNA polymerase II; anatomical structure development
Molecular function (GO): DNA-binding transcription factor activity, RNA polymerase II-specific; RNA polymerase II cis-regulatory region sequence-specific DNA binding
Source: RefSeq, a predicted model, not a curated record